UCAUCUUGUCUUGUUUACCAUUUUCGGAAUAGGACGGUCCGGGUUAGGCUAUUGUAACAUAUAUUAAAAACGUCAUAUUAAAAAAGCAAACCGAUCAACUCACGUAAGUUGUUGUUCUCGCGAUAUAUAUUCAAUUCACUAAGUCUUUCAUGGAUUUCGGAAUAGCAGCAAGUUUGGUCGAUGCAUUGAAGCAAAACCGGUACCAUGCCAGGAGAUGCUUCGAGCGUUUUACAUCACGUGGAAAAAGAAUGGUGAAGCCUCAAGAAUUGAUGAACAUCAUUGAAAAAACCAUUGACGACAAGCUUGAAAGAACAAAGGUUUUGGAGGGUUCCCUGGGACAAAUCUUAAGUUCCACACAGGAGGCAAUCGUAAUUCCACCAUAUGUUGUUUUAGGAUUGAGGGCAAAUCCAGGACAAUGGGCAUACGUUAAGGUCAAUGCUGAUGACGUCACUGUUCAAUCUCUUACACCUUCUCAAUAUUUGAAGUUCAAAGAAUCCAUCUACGAUCAAGAAUGGGCAAAAGACGAAAAUGCCCUAGAACUCGAUUUCGGAGCAUUCGAUUUUGGCACACCGCGCCUUAUUCUCCCUUCAUCUAUCGGCAAUGGACUCGGAUACAUUUCGAAGUUCAUGACUUCAAGAAUCGGUGGUGAUCUAGAAAACGCAAAGCCUUUGCUUGACCAUUUGCUAGCUCUAAAUUAUCAUGGCGAGAAGCUUAUGAUCAAUGAGACAAUAGAUACAGUUUCAAAGCUCCAGAAAGCAUUGAUUGUUGCUGAUGUCUACUUAUCUGCACACCCGAAAGACGAGCAAUAUAGUACCUUAGAGCCCAAGCUUAAAGAAUGGGGAUUCGAGAAAGGAUGGGGAGAUAACGCUGAAAGAGUUAAGGAGACGAUGAAAAUGCUUUCGGAGAUUCUUCAAGCUCCCGAUCCAACUAACAUGGAAUUGUUCUUUAGCAGACUUCCUUUCAUAUUCAACAUCGUCAUCUUUUCUAUUCACGGUUACUUUGGACAGUCUGAUGUUCUUGGAUUACCGGACACCGGAGGCCAGGUUGUUUACAUUCUUGAUCAAGUGAAAGCACUAGAGGAAGAGAUCUUGCUGAGAAUAAAGCAGCAAGGACUGAAUGCAAAGCCUCGGAUUCUUGUGGUGAGUCGACUCAUUCCCGAUGCGCAAGGAACAAAGUGUAAUGAAGAGAUGGAACCAAUCUUGAACACUAUGCACUCACACAUCCUUCGGGUUCCUUUUAGAACCUUGAAAGGCGUUGUCCCUCAAUGGGUUUCACGGUUUGACAUCUACCCAUAUCUCGAAAGAUUCUCAAAGGAUGCUGCAACUAAAAUCCUAGAGGUAAUGGAGUGUAAACCAGAUCUUAUACUUGGGAACUACACAGAUGGAAACAUUGUGGCAUCUCUUACGGCCAAAAAGUUCGGAGUAACACAGGGAACGAUUGCACACGCGUUGGAGAAGACCAAGUACGAAGAUUCGGACCUUAACUGGAAAAAGUUUGAAAAAAAGUAUCAUUUUUCUUGUCAAUUCACUGCGGAUUUGAUCUCGAUGAAUGCUGCAGAUUUCAUAAUCACAAGCACUUGUCAAGAAAUUGUGGGAAGUAAGCAAAGGCCCGGACAAUAUGAGACCCAUGCGGCAUUUAGUAUGCCUGGACUAUGUAGAGUUGUGUCGGGCAUCAAUGUAUUCGAUCCAAAGUUCAACAUAGCUUCACCUGGUGCAGAACAAUCGGUUUAUUUUCCGUACACGGAGACGGAGAAACGGUUAACGUCUUUUCAUCCCGCGAUCAAAGAACUACUUUACAACGAAAAAGACAACGACGAGCAUAUGGGAUAUCUGGCGGAUGUAACCAAGCCGAUUAUAUUCUCAAUGGCCAGGCUAGAUACGGUGAAAAACAUAACAGGAUUAACCGAGUGGUACGGGAAGAACAAACGGCUCAGAAGUCUUGUAAACUUGGUUGUCGUUGCGGGGUUCUUCGAUCCAUCAAAAUCUAAAGACCGAGAAGAGAUGGCGGAAAUCAAGAAAAUGCAUCAACUAAUCGAGAAAUACAAACUAAAGGGUCAGAUGAGAUGGAUAGCGGCUCAAAACGAUAGGACACGCAACGGAGAAUUGUAUCGUUGUAUUGCUGACACAAAGGGAGCCUUUGUGCAGCCCGCAUUGUAUGAAGCUUUCGGGCUGACGGUUAUCGAAGCCAUGAAUUGUGGUCUCCCAACUUUUGCAACCAACCAAGGAGGGCCCGCAGAGAUUGUAGUUGACGGGGUUUCUGGAUUUCAUAUUAAUCCCAAUAACGGAGAUGAAUCAAGCAACAAGAUUGCUGACUUCUUCACGAAAUGCAAAGUUGACGCCGAGUAUUGGGACCGGAUGUCACAAGCUGGACUUCAACGUAUUUACCAGUGCUACACGUGGAAGAUGUAUGCUAACAAAGCGUUGAACAUGGGGUCGAUGUACGGUUUCUGGAGGCAACUAAACAAAGAGAAUAAGCAAGCGAAGCAGCGAUACAUCGAUAUCUUGUAUAACUUACAAUUCAAGAAGCUGGCAAAAACCAUCGAAAUCCCUGAUUUCGUGACUCCUCAACAUCAAGAAGGAGCCGAAACCAAACCAACAACGUCACCGCUUGCAGAACCAGUGCAAAAGGAAACCGGACUUCUUCCGAUGGAGUUGACCAAGCGGAGUCAACCGAGAUAUAUACAAGACGGGUCGACUCUGAUGAGCAAUGCAAGAAAACCACUGAUUGUUCUUGUUUCUGUGUUAAUAGUUGCAUAUGCAUCUAGAAACUUGUAUAGGUAUUUCAAAUAGAGCAUUGUGAUGCAAAUAUGUAAUUGUAACAAUAAAAAUAUCCAUAAAUAAAACAUUAAUCCAGGAUUAUAGUCUUUUCAAA
Messenger RNA from Helianthus annuus (common sunflower), 2871 nucleotides. RefSeq names its product sucrose synthase 7. Gene Ontology annotation, molecular function: sucrose synthase activity. Gene Ontology annotation, biological process: sucrose metabolic process. Lineage: Eukaryota; Viridiplantae; Streptophyta; Magnoliopsida; Asterales; Asteraceae. The record is from RefSeq and is a predicted model, not a curated record. Bases 150 to 2789 code for a protein of 879 amino acids. The transcript is spliced from 14 exons.